Diprion similis is the source of this 597-nucleotide messenger RNA. Its product is annotated as glycine-rich cell wall structural protein 1.0-like. Bases 1 to 597 code for a protein of 198 amino acids. Lineage: Eukaryota; Metazoa; Arthropoda; Insecta; Hymenoptera; Diprionidae. The record is from RefSeq and is a predicted model, not a curated record. The transcript is spliced from 4 exons.
AUGAGAGCGAGAAUGAUGGCACCAAUGGUUGAGGGAAAGGGUGUGACAAAUCUAUUGGAAACGUCGUCGCUCUGUGAUAAUGAACGACUUGGAAAUGAACGUGCCGCACAGUGCACCUUUGGAUAUUGUUCUGGCUCACGUGUACGAGCCCUCACCACACCCCCAGAGAACACAUACAAAUACACAUCCCGUGGGUACACACGAGAAUCACCGUCGGCGGGGAAAGGAGAUGGGGCUACAGUUAGGGGUGGGGGUGGAGAUGGAGGUGGAGGUGGGAGCGCGGGCGACGGAGCUGUCCAUCUCGCAGCACGUCGCGGCAGAAUGGAGUUGAGGUGGGUCCCCAGGCCGAGGACCAUGCCGGUAACAGCGGCGAGGGGGUUUCAGGAGGGCAGCGGCAGCGGGGGCGGGGGAGGAGGGGGGGGGGCAGAGACGCAAAGCCGCGGGGCGACGGACGGGAGCUACGGGAAUGGGGCGGCAAUGGGGCCUGGGGGAGGGAGGGAGGUUGUCGGUACUUAUGUGUUUAUUGCACUCAACGUGAAAUGUAACACUUCUGAUGUGAGAUGUUUUACGACUCUUGAGGAAAGAGGACGUUUCUAA